GAUAAUGUAAAAGUAAGCCAUAGUUAUGCAUAUCAGGUAGUUAGCAACUGUUUCAUGUAAAUGUCAAAUUUCAAAAUCAGUAUUUAUUGAAAACCAUUAUUUAGUUGAAUUUCUUCCCUUGAAAUGAGCCACAUGUCUCCUCUUCUUCACUCUGCUUCCCCUGGGAACUAUGGUUCUCAGUUCCAACCUCCUUUUCACGUUCAUUUUUGAAGUCCUAAAAUCAAACACAAGCUGGCAUUCAGUACAUACAGUUACAUUUCCGUUGGUGUCGUGUUAUUUCCCACUUAAAGAGACACCGUAUGAAUAUGUAUAUUAUAAAUAAAAUCAUAAUUAAUCAAGUAGCUACUACUCAUUUGAGACCGCUAACUCAAUUAGCGCAAACUUCAUUUGUAAUAUGUGAAAAGGAGUUAAGUGGAAAUUAGCUUUGGAUUCAAAGAAAAGCCGUGCAAUAAAUUUAUCCUGGUCGCGGACAUUCAUCUUCCCAUCAUGCACAUUCCUUCCACCACCAGAUCAUUAACAUUCUCUCUCAAACACUACAUCUACCAGGUGCUCAAAUGAAAAACCUGAUAGCUCCCUGGCUCACCCUCUAACCUUUCCCUGAAUCAGUUGCUAGGUCUUGUGUAUUCUACCUGUCAGAACUACUCUCUGUCUCCAUCAUUAACACCUGGACUAGCCUGUGAAUUGGUCUCCCUACCCCCACAGUUGCUGCCUUCAAUUCAUUCGCCUAUAGACCGUCAUUAGUCAAGAAUUGCAAGCAAUGCAUGUGUUAUGAAGGGAUGUUUGGAGAACUAUGGAAGCCCAUAGUGAUAAAACCCCAAGCACAGAAGUUCGGGAUUAAGGGGGGUUUGGCUGCAGAGCCAGAGGAAUAUCAUAUAUUUUUGCCUUGAUCUUGAUAGUUUCUGAAUUGGAGGGGAAAUGCUGUUGGGGUUUUUGUUUUGUUUUGUUUUGUUUGAGUCUCCUUAAAGAAGUGCCAUUGUGACUGGUCUUCCAACCACUUUGCAUACCGCAUUGUAUGGAAAUGACUGUGUAACCUUAGGGAAAUCUCUUUAUUUCCCUGGGCCUUGGUUUCCCCAGUGGGAACAUUAUUAGUAGAAUCAGAUCAUCUCUUUGGUCCUUCCAAUUCCAAAAUUCUGUGAUUUUUUUUUUAGGCAUGAAUUAUAGCCAGAAAAGUGGUGUUAAAAGGCAGACAGCACUCCAGUGGAGAUUAAGUUACUGCUCUGGUUCACAGGCCUAGAUUUGUUUCCCAAAACCUUCAACACCUACAGACUCCUGCUUGUCAAGAUAAAACCUUCCCUGCCUAAUAGGAAGUCCCGUGAAGGAGCUACCAAGUCUGUCUGGACUGUUGUAUCCCCAGGGCCAAGUACACAUUGGAUACUCAAUGUUUAUUGGUUUGAAUGCAGAAGAUAAAUUCGUAUUUUAAUGAAGUGGUUUUCAACUCUGUGCCAUCUAAGAAACAUUUUAAGUUCUCGCUCCUCCAGGCUGCUCCAUUAACCAAGUAUUUAUAUUGUCUUUGCAUUGCCUGUAAUUAGUUGUUUUGGUGUUUAUCUUUCCUCCUAGACUUUAUUUCAGGGCAAGAAUUCUUAUUCCUGCUUGUGUCCCCAGCAUGUUCAGCCCAUAACAAGGAGCCAGCACUCUUUCAGUGAGGCACAUUAAUAGUGAAGACAAGCUUUGCACUUUAGAGACUGUAUGAGAAAAUACAUGCAGUAACCACUAGAUAAAAGAAGGAUGUAAGUCAGAAUACAGCAGAAAAUGUCCACUGAACGAACUUCUUGGACAAGUUUGUCCACUAUUCAGAAAAUAGCACUGGGCCUCGGGAUCCCAGCCAGUGCAACAGUUGCCUAUAUCCUAUACCGCAGGUACAGGGAGAGCAGAGAAGAACGGUUGACAUUUGUUGGGGAGGACGACAUCGAAAUAGAGAUGCGAGUUCCCCAGGAGGCCGUAAAGCUCAUCAUUGGCCGGCAAGGAGCCAAUAUUAAACAGCUGCGGAAACAGACAGGUGCUCGGAUUGAUGUGGACACAGAGGAUGUAGGCGAUGAACGGGUGCUGCUUAUCAGUGGGUUUCCUGUGCAGGUGUGCAAGGCCAAAGCAGCCAUCCAUCAGAUCCUGACAGAGAAUACCACUGUGUCUGAGCAGCUUUCUGUUCCGCAGAGAUCCGUGGGCAGGAUCAUAGGGAGGGGUGGCGAGACAAUUCGUUCUAUCUGUAAAGCCUCUGGAGCCAAAAUUACCUGUGACAAAGAAUCAGAGGGGACGCUACUACUAUCAAGGCUUAUAAAAAUCUCAGGAACACAGAAGGAAGUGGCAGCAGCCAAGCAUUUGAUACUAGAGAAAGUUUCAGAAGAUGAAGAACUUCGGAAGAGAAUUGCUCAUUCUGCAGAAACCAGAGUCCCACGCAAGCAGCCAAUCAGUGUAAGAAGAGAGGAAGCGAUAGAGUCUGGUGGAGCUGGAGAGCCAGCUUUGUGGAAGAGCACUGAUUCUGGUGCCGGGCUGGAGCCGGCUACACCACUGAGAGUUCCUCCCCGAAAAGGAAGCGGUGACAUGGCUGUCGAAGGGCCAGAAGGUGCUUGGGAGAAACCUAAUGGGGACAGCUUUCAGAAAUCUGGAGCCCAGACCAGUCCAGAGAUGUCCAUGUUUGAAAUCCCUAGUCCUGACUUCAGUUUCCAUGCUGAUGAGUUCCUGGAAGUCUACGUGUCUGCCUCUGAACACCCUAACCACUUCUGGAUCCAGAUCAUUGGCUCCCGCAGUCUGCAGCUGGAUAAGCUUGUCAGUGAGAUGACCCAGCACUAUGAGAACAGUCUACCUGAAGACUUGACUGUGCAUGUGGGAGACAUUGUAGCAGCACCUCUACCUACAAAUGGCUCCUGGUACCGAGCUCGGGUCCUUGGCACUUUGGAGAAUGGGAACCUGGACCUGUACUUCGUUGACUUUGGAGAUAAUGGUGAUUGCCCACUGAAGGACCUCCGGGCACUCAGGAGUGACUUCCUAAGUCUUCCAUUUCAAGCAAUAGAAUGUAGUCUGGCACGGAUCGCCCCCUCAGGUGAACAGUGGGAAGAGGAAGCUUUGGAUGAGUUUGACAGACUCACUCACUGUGCUGACUGGAAGCCCCUGGUGGCUAAGAUCUCCAGCUAUGUCCAGACUGGGAUCUCAACUUGGCCCAAGAUUUACUUAUAUGAUACUGGCAAUGGGAAGAAACUUGAUAUUGGGUUAGAAUUAGUUCGUAAAGGAUAUGCAGUUGAACUUCCUGAAGACAUGGAAGAAAACAGAGCCAUCCCAGACAUGUUGCACGAUGUGGCCACAGAAACAGAGGUCUCUCUUGGCAGCAUGCUCGCUGAGACCAGGAAGAGCCCUGGAGAAAUAGCAAAUACCCUGUCUUGCCUCAGCUUGUCAGAAGCUGCCUCUGUGUCUGGUGAUGAUAAUCUUGAAGAGGACUACUUACUGUGAAGUCAGCUGACGCCGUCUGCUGUGCCGUGAUUUGGUGCCUGGAGAGAGGAGCCUAUGAUAAAGGGAUCUAUGCAGUCCUUCCUCCAUUACCUACAUGAUCUGGCUUGCUGUGGACCAAAUGCAUGCUCUCCUUCUGUUGGACUACCACAAAGAGUGUGGGGUGGAGAAGAGGACAAGUACAUGUCCCUUCUCCACCUGCCCGACCCCAUCUUCUUCGAGUUUGCUUCCAGGCUGCUCAGCCUCUGGUCCGCUGCUCUCUGCCAGGCGAUUAUUGUAUGCUUCUGCAAGGCUGUGUCCUUUUUGAGGCUGGAACGCAGCCAGGUUUUGGUCAGUGGAAGUGAUGAUUCUGCAGACUUCUGACUCACCUCCUCAGGUGACUCUGUUAAUUAAAGGAGGUUUUUGAGUGGUUAGCUCAAAGACCGCAGUUGAGUUGGGAGGCACAGGCACAAAUCAGCAUGAUUAUAUUAAAAAGCCUCAGGAAAUGGGAAGAGAACACUGCCUCCCAGCCUCAACUGCUGAAAUGUUAUUGGAGGUAGGUUUUUUGAAACAGUGCUCCAGCUAUUUCCCUGUUAACUUUGGUUAAAAUACAAGUUAGACAAAGAGAGGGCAUUUCAGGAAAUACUCUAAAGUGCUAGUGUAGUAUCUAUAUGUAUACACACACCUCCAUGAAGUGAAAGAGAACUUCCAUAGCCGUUUAAAUCAUUUGGGGGAUUCUUUGAUGAAUAAAGUUCUCAAGAAAGAUCUAAAACUAAAUGUUGGUUGAAUCAAGGUAGAAGCAGGACUAUGGGUCCUGGAAUUUGUCGCACACCUUACGUGGAGGGCCCGUCUUUGAAGCGAGUGUCCAUCCCAUGCACAGAUCCUAUCCUUUCCCUAAAGGUAUUUCAGAAUUAAACAUUCACUAAGAACCAAACCAGUUUAGGUUUGGGCUUUGUGAAUAAGGACCCCACCCAAACUAGGUAUUUGGAAGAGGCCUGGGUUCUGGUAGGUCUCCACCAUGACCUUACUGUAAGCCUUCCGGGAGGCCAUGUCUUCACGCACCCCUGCAUCGUGGCCAGUAGCAUUCAGCCAGUGAGAGCUGUGAAAGGGACUUGGCAGCAAGUGUAAGUGUGUAGUACUGCGAGUGGUGGGGUAAUGGCCGAUGAACAGGGAGGGCUUUUUAAGGAUCUGUAAGAUGAACUACAAAACUUAAAACUAGCACAUGAGGAUGCUUUAUGCAGGGUUUUGUUUUUUUAAUCUAGUAAUUAGGCCUACCCAUAUACCGCAUGGGUUUUACCAUAGCCAAAAUUUUCAAAAUUUAUUUUCUCAGAAAACUCUCAGUACCGUGUGUUAGAGAAAGGCUCUAGUGAAGGAGCAUCUCUGAUGAGUUUGUGGGAUCUUGGAAGAAUCCUUGGAGGGCUGCCAUUGAUUUGACAAGGUUUCGGACCUUGGCUGCAGUGAAUUACCGCGGUCCCCCCCUCCCCCCCCCGAAGCAGGCUCAGCCCUGGGGUUGGCAACUGCUCCACAACAGGGUCAGGAGGCCCACUAGUCAGUCACCAGGCUCCUCGGCCCCUUGGCCUUCACUCUUAAAGGAGGCCCUGAUGUAAUUCAUUGGUAGGACUUCUUGCUGAGGAAAACAAGCAGUGCCUCAUUCUUAGCCGUGGCUUCUUCCCGUGAGUACAAGUCUGUUCCAUUUAUGUGGCCUUUAUGUCUCAUCAGUUCAUGUCCCAGUUGGAUGGGCUCCAACACACCCUGUCCUUGUCUGGAACACCCUCUUCUAUUCCAUAUUUCUUAUUUUGUCUUUUGAAAUCCUCCCCUUGAGCCAAAGCUGUGGGGUCCAGCUACCUUCUUGGAUUUUCUCCACAUCCAAAGAGAAGGAAUUCAUACUUGUCUCUAAUCCAAUCUGAAAUAUAUGAAGGAAAAACUCCCAACAAGGCUUGUCUUUCUGAAUUCCCUAGUCCCUGGCUUUUGCUCUUGGCAAGUACACAGUUACUGGUUAGAAUAAGUAAAUGGAUUUUGGAGUAGAGGGGAAAGCAAAGGAACCUAAAAUCCUUGGCUCUCUUCCCUCUCUGACUUUUCCAUCAUUAAACGUUUAUUCUGUAGUGAAUUCAGUUCUGUAAGGCUAAUGUUCCACUACAGCCAACCCUGCCUUCCCCCACACCCCCAAGAAAUAGUGAACACUUGAGGAUUGCACUACCCUUUAUUUCUAGGAUGAAAGGUGUCCUGAAUCACAUCCUGGUUCCCACUGGUCAAGGCUCCCAGCCCCUCAACAGGAAUAGGCAUGUUCAGGGAGGCUCACUGGGCAGGUGGCCAAGUUCCCUUUCAAGGGGAUACACCAUAAAGAUGACAUUGUCCCAGGGAGGGAGGACAGGGUGAUCUGGUCUGACCACCUCAAAGCCCAUGUAGCUGAAGGCCCGUAGCAGGGCACCUGUGAAAAAAAAAUUAGAACAUUUUUUGAGGCUCUAUACAACUUUCCCUGGAUUUGGCUUCUUUAGGGAGUGGCUGAAGGGAAGCCAUGUAGUGCAAGCAUUAGGGUGAUCUGCUUUGGACUAACCUAACUCCACCCCUGGUUCUAAGGCUUGCUAAGCUUUGUGACACUGUACAAGUUACCCUUUCAGAGCUUUAGUUUUCCCUUUAUAAGAUGGUGAUCUUCCUCAGAAUUUGAUUAAAUAAGAUGAUCAUGAAAUGCCUAACAA
This is a messenger RNA of Acinonyx jubatus (cheetah), 6110 nucleotides long. It is a transcript of the gene TDRKH, whose product is annotated as tudor and KH domain containing. Gene Ontology annotation, molecular function: RNA binding. The record is from RefSeq and is a predicted model, not a curated record. Lineage: Eukaryota; Metazoa; Chordata; Mammalia; Carnivora; Felidae. Gene Ontology annotation, biological process: spermatogenesis. The transcript is spliced from 14 exons. The coding region runs from base 1750 to 3438 and encodes 562 amino acids.